This is a messenger RNA of Lutra lutra (Eurasian river otter), 1819 nucleotides long. It is a transcript of the gene BAG1, whose product is annotated as BAG cochaperone 1. The record is from RefSeq and is a predicted model, not a curated record. Gene Ontology annotation, cellular component: cytoplasm; cytosol; membrane. Bases 142 to 876 code for a protein of 244 amino acids. Gene Ontology annotation, biological process: protein stabilization. The transcript has 8 exons. Lineage: Eukaryota; Metazoa; Chordata; Mammalia; Carnivora; Mustelidae. Gene Ontology annotation, molecular function: protein-folding chaperone binding; adenyl-nucleotide exchange factor activity.
CGGCCGGGCCGGGAGCCACGCCAGUCGGUGCCCCCGGCCGAGCGCGGUCCGCCUCGCUCUCAGCGAACAUCCAUCCGGAGUGCGGCCCGCGGACAUGCCAGAACCACCAGGGGCGCCGCCGCCGGCGCUCGAAGGCCGCGGAUGAAGAAAGUGCGGCCUCGCUCGGCCGGGAGCGAAGAGGUGGCCGGGAGCGAAGAGGUGGCCCGGAAAGAAGAGGUGGCCCGGAGCGAAGAGGUGACCCAGAGCGAGGAAAUGGCGGCAGCCGGGCUCAGCGUGACCGUCACCCACAGCAAUGAGAAGCACGAUCUUCAUGUUACCCCACAACAGGGCUGUAGUGAGCCAGUUGUCCAAGACCUGGCCCAGGUUGUUGAAGAGGCCACAGGAGUCCCACUGCCUUUUCAGAAACUUAUAUUUAAGGGAAAAUCUCUGAAGGAAAUGGAGAAGCCACUGUCAGCACUCGGAAUACAAAAUGGUUGCCGAGUCAUGUUAAUUGGGAAGAAGAAUAGUCCAGAGGAAGAGGCUGAACUAAAGAAGUUGAAAGGUUUGGAGAAGUCUGUGGAGAAGAUAGCUGACCAACUGCAAGAGUUGAACAAAGAGCUUACUGGAAUCCAACAGGGUUUCCUAGCCAAGGAUUUGCAAGCUGAAGCCCUCUGCAAACUUGAUAGGAGAGUAAAAGCCACUAUCGAGCAAUUUAUGAAAAUCUUGGAAGAGAUUGACACACUGAUUCUGCCGGAAAAUUUCAAAGACAGUAGACUGAAAAGGAAGGGUUUGGUGAAAAGGGUUCAGGCAUUCCUAGCUGAGUGUGACACGGUGGAACAGAACAUCUGCCAGGAGACAGAGCGGCUACAGUCCAUGAACUUGGCCCUGACCGAGUGAGGUGAGGUGGAAUGAGGCGGGGCUGCCCGAAGAACAGUGCCACCAGCUCUGCCCUCUCUGGGACAGAAGUGACCUGAUUUCUCCAGGGCUGCUGGGGACAGUUGGCCACUUCGCAGUUUUCCUGCACCUACCCUGUUCCCGAUGAACAAGUAUUCUCUACAGUCCGCAGUGGAGCUCCUGUCUUGUUUUCUUAUUCUGUCUCCAUGUGGCUGUGCCGUCCAGCAGCCCACCUUGUCUGGGGGACCUCUCCUGCCCAUCUUGCCAAUUCUUUCAACCUUGGGGUGCUUUCCUUGGGCUGGGGAGACCUCUCAUUUGUGUUGGAGUAAUUCCUAUAGGGCACCCCUGUCUUCAGAUUCAUGAGGCCUUUUUGCCCUUAUGAUUCUGUAGCCUGUCGAUGUUACCCAGAAUCACCAGGUUACAUCUAGGGAGUGGCUCAGAAUAGGUAUUUGGCUCACGGGGUGGUCCAGGUAUCCCUCAUUGUAACCAAAUUCUAGAACAGGUGGCUGGGUUGUUGUUUCAUAGACCUUGAUCUCACUUCCCAGUGACCCUGCCCAGCCACAGGCCACGAGACCUCAGGCCCAUUCCUGGGGUUGGGCUUGUAUUGAUGUGUGGACUUUUGUGCUUAAGUAAAUCUUUAGAAGGUUAGAACCUAGUAAUGACCAAAGCUCUGCUUGAAACCAGGUCACAAAUACAAAGUGGGGGGACAGAGAAAGGAACCACAGUGAUGCAGGUGGUGAAGGCAACCAUAAAUUUCUAAGGCGUUCCUCAAAGGUAUUUCUGUUCACUGUACCCUUCUGAGGUCAGUGUUUCCUUCAAGGCUGUUCCUGUUUGUUUUGUGGCCCCCUCCACUGUUACAACAUUUUUUUUAAAAAGCAGUUUAUGUAUCAUCAGCAAACAAAAGAAUGUUUAAACCUUUUUUGAUUAAAUAGGAGCAGCAAAAGCC